Molecule: messenger RNA, 504 nt
Organism: Olea europaea var. sylvestris
Lineage: Eukaryota; Viridiplantae; Streptophyta; Magnoliopsida; Lamiales; Oleaceae
Product: sugar transport protein 1-like
Exons: 2
Coding region: 1-504 (167 amino acids)
Biological process (GO): transmembrane transport
Cellular component (GO): membrane
Molecular function (GO): carbohydrate transmembrane transporter activity
Source: RefSeq, a predicted model, not a curated record
AUGGUUGUGAUUAUUCAAGAAGACUUCUGGUUGAAGUUUCUUGGUUUUCUUGAUGCAGGUGGAUUUACUUCCAUGGCGCCUUUUCUGAAGAAAUUAUUUCCGUCUAUCUAUCAUAAACAGAUGGAUGAUACAUCAACUAAUCAAUACUGCAAGUUUGACAGCCGGAUUUUGACACUUUUUACGUCAUCCCUCUAUUUGGCUGCCCUUGUAGCGUCCUUUUUUGGAUCAACAAUGACCAAGAAAUUUGGCGGGAGAAAGUCGAUGAUGCUUGGUGGAAUAAUUUUCUUGGUUGGUGCCAUAAUCAACGCUGCGGCAGUGCACAUCAGUAUGCUAAUCAUAGGCCGUGUUUUAUUGGAUAUUGGCGUCGGCUUUGCCAACAAGUCAGUGCCUCUUUAUCUAUCAAAGAUGUCCCCGUACAAUUAUCGUGGAACUUUUAAUGUUUGCUUCAAACUGAUGAUCACAAUUGGAAUUUUGUUAGCCAACCUGAUGUUUGCUUCCAACUGA